This is a messenger RNA of Colletotrichum destructivum, 603 nucleotides long. RefSeq lists its product as uncharacterized. The coding region runs from base 1 to 603 and encodes 200 amino acids. NCBI's taxonomy places the organism in Eukaryota, Fungi, Ascomycota, Sordariomycetes, Glomerellales, Glomerellaceae. The transcript has 3 exons. The record is from RefSeq and is a predicted model, not a curated record.
AUGAUAAGCCGCGACUCCAAUCACGACUUUGCGACUGACGACUGCGACUGCUGCGGUACCUUACCGCGGUGCGGCAGAUGCCGUGUCUCCGUACAAAUGGAUUCCACCCUUUUCCCAUCUACCCAUGUCGUUGUUGCGCAUCCCACCACCCAUGAGAGCCCAUGGCACGGCACAGCACCGAGGAUUUUACUCUUGACGCGGCACUGCUUCGUUGCCUACCUGGGACUAGGGCGGUCUGGGGCCGACAUGGCAGACUCGACUCCCGAGCAGAGCUUCUGCUUGAAGACCCUCGCAGCCCUCCACCUUCCACCUCCCCCGGGGAUGGUGGACACUCGUCGUCGACUCCUUCUCGAAGGAUACUGGACGUCAAACCUCCGACCCCACCGAGACAAGAUAGGACGGGACCAGGCUUCAGGUAUCGCCUCAGUAUCCGUUCUGCCAUCCUGCCCUCAAUCUCUCGAGGGUCUCCAGCCGCCCACCCAUGACUCUCAGGAACAGGAGGUUCCCCACGGCCGCAAUAACCAUGACCAAAGCAAGCCCGCGACGAGUGCCAGAGUGACUGGCGAAGUGGAUAGAGGAAAGUGGGUGGACUUGCCCUACUGA